ACCCGAACAAAGAGCCCUUGCACCCGCUGCUUUCGAAUACAAAUGUGAUGUAAGCAUGUGCUACGUUUGAAGGCUCCUCUACUCUCAGAAACUCAUAUUCAAGAUAGAAAUCAUGGCACCCAAAGAGCCCGUUGUCUCUCCGGCGACACCCAUGCCUAAAGGGUAUGGGUUCCUGAAGAAGGGAAACGUAUACGCAACAGCAAGCACACGCCGCAAGGUACACGCCGCGAAGAAGACUCUUUAUGUUGUCUCGGAAAAGGGCAAGCUCGUGGGCCUUCGGGCGCCGAUAUGGAUCCUUAAGGAGGUUCACUCGGAGGAUCGCGCCACGAAGGAAGAGCGACAGAACAACGUCAAAAAACGCGAUGACGCAACCGAGAAGGAAUUCGAGACGGCUAUAAGAAAGUUAUUUCCCGAGAUCCCCGAGGAGUCUCUUCAGAAGGUUAUCAAAAGGGCGUUGCAGAAGCGGAGUGGACGGGUUGGUCGCUCCGGGGCACUGUCCGUGAACGAAAAGGUCCAGUUGGCUGUUUCGGCACACGUAAGACAUUGCCAUACACAGUAUGACAAGCUUAUCAGAGGGCCAAUGAGUAGAGACGACGCUCGUAAAAAGAUCAAGGGCGAGGCACGACGAGUUCUGGGACAGUGGAGAGGCGCGAGAACGACAAACGAGUCGAGGAGACAGCGAAAGACGAAGGCCAGGAGAGCCAGCGCCACAAAGCAGGCAACUCCAACAAAGCAAACAAUUCCACCGAAACAGACGGCUCCGACGAAGCAGGCAGCUCCAUCGGCACCACCACCAAAGCCCUCAACUGAGAGAGGGCGAAAUGAACAACAGCCUUUGCCGCGGAGGCGUCGAAGAAUGCCUACUCGGAGCUCAGGCCGAUUGAACAACCCCGGCGUCCAGGAUCUGAAAGUCCUGAAUGUGUUCUUGGACGAUGAGGAGGACUCAGACAAUUCAGAUGAGGACGCUGAAGAUGAGGAAGAUCUAGAUGCAUUUCUCGACGAUUUCUUGGUGGAUGACAGUGAGUAUGACCCGGAGUCGGAUUGGCACAGCGAGUGAGCUUUUGCUUGACUUGCAGUAAAUAGGUAGACUAUGCCGAGCUAUUGCUCUUUUUUCUUUCAAGCUUUUGACAUUUGUAGCGAUGAAAAUUGCAUUAGGCGAUUCUAUUCACCUG
This is a messenger RNA of Ilyonectria robusta, 1172 nucleotides long. RefSeq lists its product as uncharacterized. The transcript has a single exon. The coding region runs from base 113 to 1057 and encodes 314 amino acids. The record is from RefSeq and is a predicted model, not a curated record. Lineage: Eukaryota; Fungi; Ascomycota; Sordariomycetes; Hypocreales; Nectriaceae.